UCGACCGUUAGAACAAAAUAGUAUCCGUUGCCAAAGUUCACUCCAUGUUGAACCCACCCUCCGCCCUUUUGACCAUCACUUCAGAGACAAACUGAGUUUUAGAGAGAGAAACAGUGUGUGAGAGAGAGAGAGCGGGGGAGAGCGCAAAUCAACUGAAACCCACUUUUUGUUUCCCUCUGUUGUUGUAAAAAAAAUGGUUGCAAGAACCCCACCAAAGCAGAAGAAAAUGGUGGCUCCUCUCAAUCCCACUCUGCUCAGAGAGACUGUGAACAAGGUGGACAAAUGUAUGGCUCGAUUGCAAGAGCUUCAAUACACAGUUACAGGUGGGACAAAGGUAAUCUCUGGUGUAUCUCUCAGCCCUCGCAGUACCAGAGGCUAUUUAAGAACUAGUCUCAGGUGCAAACAAGAAUCUUUAAGGAUAAAGAGUUCUAAUCCCCGGAAAUCUCCACCAGGAAAGCUUCCAACAAAUGCAGGGGAUUGGCGGCGAAUGUCGUUGCCUGCGAUGUUACUAGGAGAAACAGUAGGAGAAAUUAUGCAAGCUAGUCAAUUCGCAAGGGAAAUAGUAUCAGUAGCUUCCAAAAUGAAGAAGCUAGCCCCUUCGGAAGACCCAAAAACUCCGGUGACAAUUAGGCGAAAACAGAGGCCCAACCCCGAAAACUCUGAAAUCCGGGCACGAAGAAAGAAGGAAAAACAGAUCACAUUGCACACAAUCCGAUUAGAAUCUGAUGCUCCGACCUUCCACCGGGCUCGAUCACGGAUCAAUUUCAAGGUUUCACCUCCGAAAAAGAGAGAACAAGAGAAACAGGACAAUGCUCUGUUUUUGGCAAACAGAGUAUCACCAAGGAAUAGACCAUGGGCCAAAAAGACUGUACUUUUCCCCAACCCAUUGUUCCAUUCAUCACCCACUUCACAUCAUCACAAGUUUUGCAAGACAAAGUCUCCAAUUAUAGCUCGAAAUCGACAAACAACACCACAUAAGUUCUUGAUCAAGUCACCGUCUUCUUCUUCCAAGUUUCAAGUGAAAAUCAAGAGUCCUACACUUUCUGUUUCACCCAAAAGGCCCACUAGUUUGAGCAGAAAGUCUCCGAAGGUAUCAUCAACAGCAGCGAAGAUUCGUAGAUCAUUUUCGCCAUCAAGAUUGGCGAACAGAUUGGUUUCUCCAUUGAAAGGCAGAAAAUCUGUGCAGAAGAGUGACGGAGGAGGAGGAGUAAUGAGUGGAUUGAAGCAGCGUCCCACUUCAAUGCCGAUGAGAUUCUCAGCUAGAAGAGCACCUUUUUGAUUUACUGGUAAUGUGUGAAGAUUGGGAGUGAUUCAAGUCUAUUCUGUUUUUAUUUAUUUAUUUAUUUUUUUAUGAUAUUGUCUCAAUGUCUAUAAUUAAAUGUUUUCCUUUAUUGGUUUAAGAUUUGUUUUAUUUAUUUGCCUCAAGGUAUUUUAUCAAUAAUUCAUGAAUUUCUUUGCUGAA
Cornus florida is the source of this 1462-nucleotide messenger RNA. Its product is annotated as microtubule-binding protein TANGLED. Lineage: Eukaryota; Viridiplantae; Streptophyta; Magnoliopsida; Cornales; Cornaceae. Bases 194 to 1279 code for a protein of 361 amino acids. The record is from RefSeq and is a predicted model, not a curated record. Gene Ontology annotation, biological process: regulation of phragmoplast microtubule organization. The transcript has 4 exons. Gene Ontology annotation, molecular function: microtubule binding.